Molecule: messenger RNA, 1441 nt
Organism: Bacillus rossius redtenbacheri
Lineage: Eukaryota; Metazoa; Arthropoda; Insecta; Phasmatodea; Bacillidae
Exons: 3
Coding region: 110-1405 (431 amino acids)
Source: RefSeq, a predicted model, not a curated record
AAAGUAGGCCUGACACUAGCCGAAUGCAGGUGUAAUGUGUAUCAUCUGCGCUUAAAUAUUAAAAUUGGUAACUUCAACAUUUCUGACAAGACCUUCUAUCACAACCAUUAUGCCAAAAAAUGAUAUCAACCAAUCUUCUAUUAAACCCAAUGAUGGUGGAAAUUUCAUGCCAGGAGAUGCAGAUGCAGCUAAUGAACCAAUACUUACCACCGAAGAUCUUGGGAAACUUCUUGGAAAACCAGUUUCUCAAGCUUCUAGAAGAAAUCUCACCGCAGCUGGAGAAAAUUAUGGGAGUGUCAUGCUUGCAGUGGACGUGGUUCUAGAGACAGGAGAACACGAAGCACUAGUGGCAAAAAUGUUCCCGAAAAACGAGUUCGCGCGGAAAAUGUUCCAGUCGCCACUGUCCAUGCGCAAGGAGAUAGACAUGUACCUGUCGGUGGGCCCGGAGCUGGAGAGGAUCCAGGCGGAGGCGUCGGUGCCCGCGGCACAGAGGCUGCGUGUCCUGUGCGGGUGUCCUGGCGCGCGGCUGUCCCUGGAGGACCACCAGGCCGAGGACCAGCUGGCGGACCAGGACUCCGUGCUGCUGCUGGAGAACCUGGCCGUGCAGGGCUACCGCACCGGGGACCGCGUGGCAGGUCUGGACCUGCGCCACGCAGAGUGCGCGCUGCAGCACCUGGCCCGCUUCCACGCCACGGCGGUGGCCAUCCGGGUCAAGAAGCCCUCCGUCUUCCAGACCAAGGUUCUCAGAGCGUUGAAGCCUUUCAAGGUCAUUGCGCGGACGAGAGAGGACGAGGAACAGAGCAAGCGCACGUUCCUCCGCAAGUUACGAAAAAUACCAAUUUGUGAAAAGCACAUAGAUUCUCUGGAGCAGUUGUUCAAAAAAAGCAUGGAGGAAAGAUACAGCGAUUAUUUCCCAGUACCCAAAGAGCCCUUUGCAACUAUCUUGCACAAUGAUUUCUGGACAAAUAACAUGAUGUUUAAAUAUGGCGAAGACGGAAAGGAACCGACUGACUUCAAAUUAGUUGACUUCCAGACUUGUCGCUAUGGAUCUCCUGUGCCUGAUAUAAUUCUGUUUUUGUUUACUAGUACGCAAACAGGUAUUGUAGAAGAAAAACUUGACCAUCUGUUAAAAUUUUAUCAUGAUUGCUUUCUGAAAUGGCUUGAAAUUUUAGGUUGCGAUACGAAAGAAUUCUCGUUUAACAGAUUUGUAGCGGAAAUUAAUGAAUAUGCACCUGAGACACUUGAUUUCAUCUUGUUUAUGUUGCGACCAAUCACACUCACUAAAGAAGAAGCUAAACAAUUUACUAAGGGUCCGAAUUUUGAUGCACUUGAAUUCAAUGAAAACUACACAAAAAGAGUUUCGAAUGUAAUAGAUAUUUUUGUACAGAAAGGAUGGAUACAUUAAAUAAAAUAAAAAAUGUUACAGGCAUCUUAACACGUA